Dreissena polymorpha is the source of this 3085-nucleotide messenger RNA. RefSeq lists its product as uncharacterized. The record is from RefSeq and is a predicted model, not a curated record. Lineage: Eukaryota; Metazoa; Mollusca; Bivalvia; Myida; Dreissenidae. Bases 461 to 967 code for a protein of 168 amino acids. The transcript has 7 exons.
CAACCAGGGCCCCGUUUCAUCAAAAUUUGCGAUGCGAUAUUAUCGCCGAUCGCCGAUUGCUGAUCUUUUACCUGCGAUUGCGAUAUUUUUUAAAAAGCGUUUCAUCAAACAUAUCGCAGAUUCUUGCCGGUAGUUUGCCGGUAGUUUAGUGCUAUGAGCGAUAAUCGCUCACAGUCUACUAUCAAAAUGACGUAAAAAACGGGCACCUGCUGAAUCUCGCGCCACCUGUCAUAUUUGACAGACGAUCAAACAACAACAAUGGCAGAUCUCGUAGAGAAUAGGAGCGCCUCUUGGCAGCCAAGAGAACUCGAGGAACUGCUCGAGGGCGUCAAACAAAAUUAUGAAGUGUUGUGGGGCAAAUUGUCCGGCACAUUAUCAAAGAAAGACAAAGACCGUGCAUGGUCGGACAUCGUCCAAUCAAUAAAUUCCGUAGGGGAACGAGAGGAACGUAGAAGAUUCAAUGAAAAAGUGGUGUGAUUGGAAGAGCCGGACCAUUAUGAAGGAUGCCAAGAGAAGACGCUUUGUGGAAAGCUCUGGGGAGGCAGCUCUUCCAAAAAAAAUGCAAUUAACUGUUUUGGAGGAUAAGCUAUUGUCCUUAGUGCCCAAAACAAAGCUGUUCGGAGUGCAAGGUGGAGGGAUCGAUACCGGUCCACUCAAGAGAUCCAUGCAAGAAAAUGAUAACCUAGACAAAGGAGAGGAAAAUAAACGCCUCAAGCAGAACGUUCCAAGUGAGCCUGUUCCCAUUCAAACAAGCUCCAAAAGCACUGCCAGCAUCCCUGCCAGCAACAGCAACAGGAAGACAAGUAUGAAGGAUUGUGAUUGUCAUCAGGAAAUGAUUGACAUAUCUCGGCAAAUGCUAGAGGAGAGUGUAAAGCGGAAUGAAAUACUGCGGGACAUAAGUUCAACACUAAAAUUAACAGCUGGCAAAGCUUUCCUGGACAACUUGUUGGAUCCCACAAAUUUUUAAAAGCGGGGGCCAUAGACAAAACUAGUCUAUAAAAAGUGUGUUAAUUAUGUUUAAAAAAAUAACACCCCAUGAUAUACAUUUUGCUGUUAUUUCUACCUUGUUUAAAGGGACCUAUUCACAGAUUUAUGCAACUACUGAAGUUUGUCAUUAAAUGCUUUAAAUUAAUAAAUGUAAACAUUGGAACUAAAUAGCUCCAUAAAAAAAGUGAAUACAUGUACAAUUAAAGAAAAAAAGUUAAACUCAACUGGGCUCGAACCACUGACCCUUGGAAUAAGAGUCUAGCAUUUUAGACCACUCGUUCAUCCAUGCUAUUACAGUGAGUGGUAUAUGUUAUACAUGUACUUCAUAUAAAAAAUCCUUGUAGUGUCACAAAAUAUAACGAUAACAACAGAACUUUCCAAAUUAUUCAAUCAUUUUGCAUUUGUAAUGCUGUAUUAUUUUCAGGUUAUUAAAUUGUCAAAAGAUGCAUAUACCGGAUAUUUUGGAGCAUGGUAAAUGUUCAGAAUUACUGUUAUUCUUAUUUGUAAAUGCUAUAAACAUAACUAUCAUAUUGUUUUAAUGUUGUACACAAUGUUUAUAAGUUAAUCUCAUGUAUAAACUUAAUUGUUUUGUCUCUUUUAACUGUACAGUACAUUGUUUUACUGUUAAAUUUUUAUGUGGCCCUAUAAAGGUGACCGUUUGGCGACAAAAUAUUCAUUACCCCUAUCCUGUAAAUAUUAUUUUUAAAUUUCCUUUUAGAUAUUGUCAUAACGCCACCCUGGGAGGUCAUCGCUUCUCAAUAGCCCUAUAUCCUUUAAGGUACUUUACAGACAGGGUCUUAGGUUGCAAGAGUUCAACAUUUGCUGUCACACUCAAAUAUAUUCCAAAAUAAAAUAAAAAUGCAAUUAUACAUCAUAUUUUCAUAUAAAUGUGCAAUCCUUUAAAAACAUAGAGCUAAUUAAGUAAGAUCCAGCUUCUCAACCAAUUAAUGUCCAACAAGUUGUAUAUUUUCCCAUUGUUUAAUAUUAAUAAUAAUAACAUUUUAUUACUAUAGUGCAAGACAUGUGUUUCUUUCAAUUGUCCAUUUCCAUAUUCUUUAUAUAACACUCAUUCCUUUAAAAGUGCAAUAAUGUUUACAUCCUAAAUGAAAAGGCGUGUGAACUAGGUCAUGGUUCAAUUUCGACCAAUCAGCGCCAACUUUUAUGGUCAAUGCCGUUUUAGCAAGUGGGGUAAAACCAGUACUUACCGAAACCGCCCUUAUAGUAUUCAAUGCAUUCUUAUGUAUAUAACGCUUUUUAACAUUUUAGUUAAAUGUAAAUGCAAUGUUAGGUAAGCACAGAUUUUUAUGCCCCCCCUUCGAAGAAGAGGGGGUAUAUUGUUUUGCGCAUGUCGGUAGGUCGGUCGUCUGUCCGUCCGUCCACCAGAUGGUUUCCAGAUGAUAACUCAAGAACGCUUACGCGUAGGAUCAUGAAACUUUGUAGGUACAUUGAUUAUGACUCACUGAUGACCCCUAUUUAUUUUCAGGUCACUAGGUCAAGGUAACGGUGACUCGAACCAGUAAAUUGGUUUCGGGAUGAUAACUCAAGAAAGUGUACGCCUAUGAUCAUGAAACUUAAUAUGUACAUUGAUCAUGAUUUGUAGAUGACCCCUUUUGAUUUCCAGGUCACUAGGUCAAAGGUCAAGGUCACGGUGACUUGACACAGUAAAAUGGUUUCUGAAUGAUAACUCAAGAAAGCUAACGUUUAGGAUCAUGAAACUUCAUAGGUACAUUGAUCAUGAUUUGUAGAUGACCCCUUUUGAUAUCCAGGUCACUAGGUCAAAGGUCAAUGUCACGGUGACUUGACACAGUAAAAUGGUUUCUGAAUGAUAACUCAAGAAAGCUAACGUUUAGGAUCAUGAAACUUCAUAGGUACAUUGAUCAUGACUUGCAGAUGACCCCUAUUGAUUUUCAAUUCACUAGGUCAAAGGUCAAGUUCACAGUGACAAAACAAAAAUGAGAAAUAGAACUUAUAAAAUAGGAGAAUAAACUGAGUAUGUUUUAACAUGAUGUAUGUAUAUUUUUAAAUGUUGGACUUUUGUUGGAAAUGUUGGAAAUAAAGUGUGUAUACUUUGUAAAUAAACUGUAGUAGUAGAAACAAA